This is a messenger RNA of Dendronephthya gigantea, 4023 nucleotides long. RefSeq names its product serine/threonine-protein phosphatase 6 regulatory ankyrin repeat subunit A-like. Lineage: Eukaryota; Metazoa; Cnidaria; Anthozoa; Malacalcyonacea; Nephtheidae. Gene Ontology annotation, molecular function: protein binding. The transcript is spliced from 4 exons. Bases 205 to 4023 code for a protein of 1272 amino acids. The record is from RefSeq and is a predicted model, not a curated record.
AACAACAGACCAAUCCUCUACUAUGCUGUACAAUCUCGUUCACUAGACGUCGUAAAAUUUUUGGUAGAACAUGGUGCUGACGUCACAUGGAAAGAUAACAUCGAUAGGCCACUUCUCUACUACGCCGUGCAAUUCCGUUCUUUUGAAAUCCUUCAGUAUUUAGUGGAACAGGGUGCUGAUGUGAAUUGGAAAGAUGAUAAUAACAUGUCACUUCUCUACUAUGCUGUACAAUUUCGCUCGUUAAACAUUGUCAAAUACUUAGUGGAACAUGGCACUGAUGUCAAUUGGAAGGAUAAGAACGGCAGAUCACUUCUCUACUAUGCCGUUACAUUUAAUUCACUCGACAUUAUCAAAUACUUUGUGGAACAUGGUGUUGACAUCAGUUGGAAGGAUAAUAAGAACAUGCCUCUUCUCUACUAUGCUGUACAAUCUCGCUCAUUAGACAUUGUCAAAUAUUUAGUUGACCAAGAUGCUGACGUCAGUUGGAUUGAUAAGAAUGGCUGCUCACUUCUUUACUGGGCUGUACAAUUUCGUUCGUUAGACAUUGUCAAAUAUUUAGUGGAUCAAAACGUUGAUGUCAAGUGGAAGGAUAAUAACGGCAGCCCGCUUCUCUACUAUGCUGUACAAUCACGCUCAUUAGACAUUGUCAAAUAUUUAGUAGAACAUGGCGCUGAUGUCAAAUGGAAGGAUAAUAGUGACUGGUCACUUCUCCAUUAUGCUGUUCAACUUCACUCGUCCAACAUUGUCAGGUAUCUUGUGGAACGUGGUGCUGAUGUUAAUGGGAAAGAUUUUGACGACAGACCACUUCUCUACUAUGCUGUGCGAUAUGGCUCAUUAUCCAUAAUUAGGUACUUAGUGGAACAUGGUGCUGAUGUAAAUUGGAGUGAUGACAAUGACGUGACGCUUCUCUACUAUGCUGUAAAGAAUGGUUCACCAGAUAUAGUCAAAUACCUACUGGAACAUCGGGCCUCCGUCGAUUGGAAAGAUGAUCAUGACAGACCACUUCUCUUCUAUGCUUUGCAGGGUGGCUCAUUAGACAUCACACGACACUUGGUAGAUCAUGGUGCAAAUCUUAACUGGAUAGAUUAUGAUGGUAGGCCACUUCUCUACCACGCUGUAGCCUCUAACUUCUUGAAUAUUGUUGAAUAUCUAGUAAAACAUGGUGCUGAUGUCAAUAUGAAUGAUAAUUACUUCAGACCUCUUCUCUACUAUGCGGUACAAUCCCCUUCAUUAGACAUUGUCAAAUAUUUAGUGGAACGUGGUGCUGAUGUCAGUUGGAAAGAUCAAGAUGACCGUCCACUUCUCUACUAUGCUGUACAAUAUCGGUCAUUAGACAUUGUCAAAUAUUUAGUAGAACGUGGUGCUGAUACUAAUUGGAAAGAUCGUAAUAACAUGUCAUUUCUCUACUAUGCUAUUCAAUUUUGUUCGUUUAAAAUUUUUAAGUAUUUAGUGGAACGUGGUGCUGAUAUCAACUGGAUCGAUGGUCAUGGCCUGUCACUUCUCUACUAUGCUAUACAGUUUCGAUCGAUUGAAAUCUUCAAGUGUUUAGUGGAGCGCGGUUCUGAUCUCAACUGGGUCGAUGGUUAUGGCUUGUCACUUCUCUACUAUGCUAUACAAUUUCGAUCGAUUGAAAUCGUCAAAUGUUUAGUGGAGCGUGGUGCUGAUGUCAAUUGGAAAGAUCGUAACGGCAUGACACUUCUCCAGUUUUCUGUAAUUGAAUGUGGCCAAUUAGACAUUAUCCAAUAUUUAGUAGAGCAUGGUGCUAAUGUCAAUUGGAAAGAUAAUAAUGGCACACCACCACUUUACUAUGCUGUAGAAACUUGCUUAAUUGACGUUGUCCAAUAUUUACUGGAACAUGGAGCUAAUGUCAAUUGGAAGGACAGAAACGGCAGGUCACUCCUCCGCCUUGCUGUAAAAUAUGGCCAUUUAGACAUUGCCCAGUGUUUGGUGAAACAUGGAGUCGAUGUCAAUUGGAGAGAUAAUAGUGGCAAUACACUACUUCGCUAUGCUGUAAAAUCUGGUAAAUUAAGCAUUGUUCAAUGUCUAGUGGAGCAUGGUGCCAAUGUGAAUUGGGAUGAUACUAACACCAUGAAACUUCUCUACUUUGCUGUACAAAUUUGCUCAUUUGACAUUGUAAAAUAUUUAGUGGAACUUGGUGCUGAUGUCAACUGGAAAGAUAGUAACGGCAGAACACUACUCCGCUGUGCUGUACAAAAGGGCCAAUUAGACAUUGUGCAACUUUUAGUGGGACAUGGUGCUGAUGUUAACUGUGAAGAUUGCAACUGCAGGACACCUCUCCGCUAUGCCAUACAACAUGGCCAUUUGCACAUCGUCCAAUAUUUAGUGGAACGUGGUGCUGAUAUCGAUUGGAAAGAUGCUAACAACAGGACACUUCUCUUCUCUGCUGCAAAAUGUGGCAAACCUCACAUUGUCCAAUAUUUAGUGGAAUAUGGACAUGGUGCUGAUAUCAUUUGGGAAGAUACGAGCAGCGUUGAUUUCAACGAUACUAAACAGACUCCCUCGUCUGUCACUCGAAAUGAUGAUCAAGAAAUCAAGCACGAAAUAAAUGAAACAAUUAAGAAAGAAAGUGAUUACGAGAGAGGUCCACAAGUCAAUGUAACGGACGCUACGCCAAAUCGUGAAAUGGCUACUCAAGAAGAUGAAGAAGAAAAAGACAGAACAGAAAAUAAUAAGGAGACAAAUUUCUUUGAAAAAACUUUCCUUGAUUCUGAAUACAACAUUAAAAAAGACGUUCAUGAAAAACUUCAAAGCUUUUCUUGGCUGCAAGGAGCGUAUGGUGUAAUGGGCCCUAAUAAGAAAUUUCCACAUCCUCGUCUUUAUCUGACAGUCGAAAGAGGAAAAAAGAAGUCCGAAGUGUUGAAGGAAAUCAAACAGAAAUUCAAUUGUGAUCCAAAGAAAUACUUUGAACUUUUUCGCGAACCUGAAGCAAAACCAAAGUUUAAAUAUGUAUCAAAACCAACAUCUGGAGGUGGCAUUGUUGCUGUCAAUAAAUCAAAAAACCCUUUACGGGCGAAACAUGAUGACGGAGACGAGAUCGAAGACGAAAUCAAAAACGAAACAAGAAAAGCCUCAGGAACAUUAACCAUGUUUUGUGCCAAGAAAGGUGACAGCCAUUACGCGCUCACCUGUUUCCAUGUUGGUUGUGUCACAGAUCAACAUUUAUUUAAUGAAACCUUUAACCCGGAAGGGUUUUUGGAUCUUCACAAUUGUUUCGAUCAUUAUGCGAAUUAUGCGAAGGACCAACACAAAUACUUUUAUCGGACAAAAAAAGCGGAGGGUAAUGAUGAAAAUAGAAACGCUGUUGAACCAGAGAGCUAUGUCCCGCUUGGAACGAUGUCGAAAUGUUUCUUCACAAGUGAUUGUGAUAUUAUGUCAAUAGAAGUAGGCGAGGGUGUUGAGGUUGAUUGCAGAGUUGCGGAUAUAACGAGUCCAAAUUGGAAUACAAUUUUCUCAGAACUUAACAGAAGAAUGCUACAAAUCGAGAACAAAGUUGAAGUGGAGAAAGUUGGCAACGAGCAGAAUAGAGAUGGAGGUUACAUUUCUGAGUGCAACUUUUGCUACAGAUGUAAAGGUGGAAAUUUGUUCGAGGAUGCAAUCGUUGUCUGUGGAAAUUCUGGCACAUUUCUGGAGGAUGGUGACUCGGGAGUGCUCGUUUGUUUUGUUGAUAAGAACAAGAAGAAACAAGCAUUAGCUUAUGGCGUUUGCGAGGUAGAUCAACUAAAUGUGGAACAAAUGAGCUCCGAUGAAGAGGAUUCAAGCGAGGAUUCGUCUUCUUUUGAUGGUGAACAAUCCAGUUCAAAUAUCAGUGCAGAGAGUAGUGCUGAUAUUCCAACAGCUUCAAAAUCCCCUAAUAAAGAAGACGCAGAAGAACCCGAUUCUGAUGGUGAUUCCAUAGCGUUCGAUAAACCACCGUUCUCCAUAUGUUUAAAGCUAAAUACAGCUUUGCAAAAACUAGGCCUUUCAAAUGCUGGAUGUUAUAAUGAAUGUGGUGCUAAGAAAUAG